Molecule: messenger RNA, 738 nt
Organism: Lycium ferocissimum
Lineage: Eukaryota; Viridiplantae; Streptophyta; Magnoliopsida; Solanales; Solanaceae
Exons: 1
Coding region: 1-738 (245 amino acids)
Source: RefSeq, a predicted model, not a curated record
AUGGAAAAGGCUUGGAAGUCUGAGCAGGAAAAACAAGAAGAAAGUCUUGAACGAAAGAUGAUCGCAAUGUUGGAACUGUCCAUGAAAACCACCUUCAUUGGCACGAGCCUGAGCUAUGACAACUUGUGCAUGCGUCCAAAUUUGGAUUUGCCCAAAGGCUUUAAGGUGCCACAUUUUGAGCUAUUUAAUGGGAUAGGUAAUCCGAAAGCAUAUAUAUGGGCCUACUGUGACCAAUUGGUCGGCGUCCGAAACAACCAAGUGCUCAUUAUGAAGCUGUUCACCCAAAGUUUGACCGGAGAAGCCUCGGAGUGGUUCACGACGCAAGACAGAUGCCGUUGGAUCACAUGGGAAGACAUGGCUGCGGCCUUUAUGGAAAAAUUCCUCUUUAACAUGGAAACGACACUGGAAGGGUACUAUUUAGAAAAGGUCAAACAGAAAUCCACUGAAAACUUCCGCGAGUACGCAAGUAGGUGGAGAAUAGAAGCUGCUCGGAUACAACAGCCAACGGGCGAGAAAGAAUUAGUGUUGGUCUUCAUCCGUUCGCAAGAAAUAGACUUCUAUGACAGAAUGCUUUCAAUUUCCAGAAGACCGUUGUCUGAACUGGUCAAAAUGGGAGAGGCCGUAGAAGAUGGUCUCAAAACAGGCCGAAUCAUAAGUAUGAUCGAAAAGUCCAUUGGGUCAAGCUCAACCGAGUUUAUAAAGAAGCAAAAGGGUGGCAAUCAUAUCCCACACUCCUAG